CAGCCCCGCUGCCCACCGCCCCGCCGUCCCGCCUGGCUCUCGCGUGCGCCAUGUCUGGUUCCUCCAGCGUCGCCGCAAUGAAGAAAGUGGUUCAGCAGCUCAGGCUGGAAGCCGGGCUCAACCGCGUUAAAGUUUCCCAGGCAGCCGCAGACCUGAAACAGUUCUGUCUGCAGAACGCUCAACAUGAUCCUCUCCUGACUGGAGUAUCUUCAAGUACGAAUCCCUUCAGACCCCAGAAAGUCUGUUCUUUUUUGUAGUACAGUGGAUCUUCCAAAGGUUUCCCAAACCACUUCUCAUCAACCCGCGAAUGUUCCAGAGAGCUAAAUUUUUUGAAGCCUGUAAAAAGCUUAUCCCUGUAACACAUGUGCCACGCUGUAACACAGAAACUUCUACUUUUGUCAGUUCUUAACAUCUACCUCUCUGAAUUUUCAUGACUUUCUGUUUCACGAGGGCGAUGGUUUUAUAUACACUGGGAGGAGGAGACAAUAAAAUACUUGGUAUAAAAUUGCUUU
Molecule: messenger RNA, 512 nt
Organism: Nycticebus coucang (slow loris)
Lineage: Eukaryota; Metazoa; Chordata; Mammalia; Primates; Lorisidae
Gene: GNG5
Product: G protein subunit gamma 5
Exons: 3
Coding region: 51-257 (68 amino acids)
Biological process (GO): G protein-coupled receptor signaling pathway
Cellular component (GO): heterotrimeric G-protein complex
Molecular function (GO): G-protein beta-subunit binding
Source: RefSeq, a predicted model, not a curated record